Messenger RNA from Acanthaster planci (crown-of-thorns starfish), 6032 nucleotides. RefSeq names its product coiled-coil domain containing 186 (gene ccdc186). Gene Ontology annotation, biological process: vesicle cytoskeletal trafficking. The record is from RefSeq and is a predicted model, not a curated record. NCBI's taxonomy places the organism in Eukaryota, Metazoa, Echinodermata, Asteroidea, Valvatida, Acanthasteridae. Gene Ontology annotation, molecular function: small GTPase binding. Gene Ontology annotation, cellular component: trans-Golgi network.
UCGCCAGAUGUUUUUCGCCGACGUACAGAACGACACGAUCAAGUGGUUGUUGAAGCAGGUGAAGAAAAGAUGGAAGGCGGAGGAGACUCUGCAUCAGCUCCAGUCAUUGAGUCAGUAUCACACACAAAAGAUGACCCACAAGGAAUCCUAACACAAGAACAAGGUGAUAGAGAAACGAAGAAGGAAGAAAGAGAGAACGUCAGUCUUAGAGGAACAGGGGAAUCUUUGAAAGAUGCAAAUGGUGACAAGAAGGUUGAAGAUGGUGUAGAGCAUCAGGAAGAUUCUUCCCUAGGAGACAGUAACCAUGGUAACACCAAUGGAAUGAAACUGAUAUCUUCAAAAUGCACUGACCUUGUACAGCAGGAAGACGGUUUAAAUCACAAGAUAAUUUCCAGUGAUAACUCUGGUCCAGCUGAAUCCACAGUUGAAGACAAUGUUGAAGAACCUCUUGACAUAGUAGUGCAGUCAGGUACAACCUGUGGAGGUGAUUUCAUUUCUGAUAAUGCAAUCCUUGGCCCUGAUAAUAUUAGAACUACAAACAUCCCAUGUGAUGAAAACCAACCAAGUCAACAAUUAAGACCUCAGGAAGAGGUUCAGAUGUUGGAACCACUUUCACUUGACUCAGCUGAGGGGACUGCUACAGGUUCAGUCAAUGCACAUGACAACAAAUCUGCGUCAAGCACAAAAGCCUCAUCAAAUUCUAGUAUGUCUAAAAUUGCAGAUUAUAAUUCUCCUGAAGCUUUGUUAUUGUCAAUAUCACAAGAUGUCAGUGAAAAGUUUCAGAGGAAUCAAACUGUCAAAAAGACCAGUGAAUCACAUUCAAGGCCUCUUAACACUGGAGAUUCAGCCAGUUUAGGAAAGACAUCUCAACUUGUACUACAUUCAAAUGCUGAAAUACGGGAUAGUAUACAAACAGGAAAUAAAAAUGAGGCUAGAAAGACUGAAGUGGCGAAUUCAACUUGUGUUGUUCAAAAGGACUCCAGAACUGAAUCUUCAUCCAUACAAUUAGCCAAGACAUCUCUGGAGCAGGAUGAUGAUUUGCUGUCAGAGUUGGAUGCUGAACUGGAUGAAUUCUUUCUACCACAAAAAUUGGAUGAAGGUGAUCCUAUGAAUGGUGUGUUGAGGAGAGGGGUAAUUCUGGAAGACCUCCCUGAGGUUAAAUUAAUGAAAGUACAGUCUGACGAAUUACACAGAAAGGUUGAUAGCCUAAAUGGAGAAAUUAAAAGGAUGCAGGAGCACUUGUCCAAUCAACAGCAGCAAAUAUCUGAUCUGGAGCAAGAGAAGGAGUCGCUACAAUUGAAUGUAAAACAAGCAGAAUCAGUUCAAACUGUGCAUCUCUUGAGAAUAAAAGAACUCGAGUUACUUAUUGACCAACAAAAGAUAGAAUUAGCUGCAAGUAAAGAAAGACAGCUUUCCCACGAUGCUGCUGCCAAGAAAGCCAUCACUCAGCUCCAACAGGAAAUGAUACUCAGGGUUGAUCAGGUGAAAUCCAUGUAUGAAGAAGCAAUCAAAGAGAAGGAAGCUGUUGUCAUCAAGUAUGCCAAGAGUGAAAAAGAAGUCUUGGAUCAGAAGAAACAACGGGAAAUACUGGAGAAAAGUUUCAAAGAGCUGAACUUGUCAGUGGAGUCACUUAAGACACAGCUUCAUGAUAUCAAGAAAGAACGCUCCAAGUUAAAGAAUACAGCAACAUCAAAGGAAACAGAAGCUUCGUAUCUACAGAAGGAAGUCGAUCAGCUGAAGGAGGAGAUUAGCUCCCAAGGAAUCAAAGUUAAAUGGGCCCAAAAUAAAUUGAAGACAGAACUGGAUGCGCACAAGGAAACUAAAGUGAAACUUGCAAAGGUGGAACAGAGACUUAAGGAGGCAAAAGAGGAAACGGAGCAAAUUAGAAAAAACUGUCAGGAGAUGAUUAAGACAUACCAGACAUCUGAAGAAGUGAAGUCCAACAGCCUUGACCGACAGCUCAGGGAGAAACACAGUGAGCUGGAGGAGAAAUUACAAGAACAGAAAGAACACUUAGAAGUUCAUCAGGCUAGACUCCGAGAGCUUGAAUCACUCAAGAAGAAUCUUGCUGAUAAUGUGGCUGAACUUGAUUCUCUCAAAGUCAAGAACAAGUGUUUGGAAAGUGAAAGACAUCAAAAUGAGGAGCUACUUGCCAAAUUCAAGGAACUUCUGAACUCACAAAAGGAAGAAAAUCGGCGACUUAACAAACAGCUGGAAGAGAAGAAAUCGUUAACACAAGAACUUGAAAACUUGAAAGAGACUGAAAAACAACUAAGGUCAGAGGUUUCUGGACAAAAGAGUGAUCAAUCAGACCUAGAGAUGGAACUGCAAGCAACCAGACAGAAAGAGAGCGAACUUUUACAGUUUACAGAGAAAAUAACCAGCAAAAACACAUCCUUGAGCUCUGACAAUGCUGCACUGCAGUUAAAGGCAAGCCAACUAGAAUCUGCUGUUCAAAAACUUGAGAGAGACCUUGAUGAGCUACAAACAAGCUACAGUCAGUUGAGCACUGAGUUGAAGCAGGAGUGUCAGUUGCGGGAACGUGAGUCAUCUCUUCUAACAAGUAAACUCACUGAGAAAAGCCGUGCAGUAGAGCAGCUUUCUAUCCAACUAGAUGAAGCUAGGGAUGAUAACAAGACACUCAAAAGGAAACAUGCUGCUAAUACAAAGGAUUUAACAAGACAGUUACAGCAAGCACACAAACGUUUAGAAUCUCUUGAUUCAUCUGAGAAUCCAUCUCGUGAUAACAUCAGUGUUGGUUCCCGUACAAGUAGUUCUGGAUCAUUAGAUACACUACCAGGCUCUGCUCCUAGUGUUGUCAAUUCAAGUGGGUCAUCAGUUUCAGUUAGUACGCCAGCAUCCCUCAAACCAGAGGAACAUACUGCCACUCAUGAUCCUACAGUUGCAAUUGCUACUGGCAAUGAUUACCCUGGUGUUGACAAAGGAAUGUUAGUUGACCGUAUUGUACGACUACAGAAAGCUCACCAACGGAAGAAUGAAAAGAUGGAAUUUAUGCAAGAACACAUAACCCACCUGGUAGAAGAACUCAAGAAGAAAUCCAAGAUUAUCCAGCAGUAUAUAAUGAGAGAUGAAGCAGGUGCUUUGGUGCCAGUAUCCAGUGAUGUCAAUAAGCCUUCAUCAGGCUUACGAAGCACUAUGGCCCAGAUCUCCAAGCAAGGUGGCAUUAUGUCUUCUCUCUACCGCUCACAGUCCACUGACCCAACAAUGACCCUUGACCUUUCACUGGAGAUCAAUCGUAAACUGCAAGCAGUGCUUGAGGAUACUCUGUUGAAGAACAUUACUUUAAAGGAAAAUAUAGAAACCCUUGGUCAGGAAAUUGCUAGGCUUCUCAAGGAGCAACAAAAACAUCAAUCUGGUCCGAGAUGAGUGAUUGGACAUUCUUAGAAAAGGAAUAUUCUACCUCUUUAAAUGAGGUCAACAGGUCAUCAAAUAGCCUUAAAAAUAGCCUUUUUAUGUCAUCUUCAAUCUUGAUUCAUUGUACAUGUAUAUGACAAAGAACAGAUGUCUGAGAUGGUACCCUAAAGUUUCAGAAGAAAUAAGCCAAAUAUCAAUGUCUUCACUGGACUCAGAGUAAGAGUAUCAAAUCAGUGACAGGUGUUUCCAGACCUAAACCUCCAUAGUCUACACAGGCAUCAUCAAAUUGAACUACAGGCUUAAAGAAAGAGAAUCAUCCUAGCUAACUGCACAUAGAUCAGCUACCAAAGUCUACCUCCUACGAGCGUCAGUCAAGGUUUCAGUUAGGUAAGACACAAUCUAGAAGGAAUAUAAUGGAACUCCAAAAGCUGUUUAAGGUUGACUCCUAGGGCAUCAACAGUACCGGUAACAAAUGAUACCUUUGAAACUUUCCUAAUGUGAUCAGUAGUGGUCCUUGUAACCUAAUAAUGAUGUACACUUAUGAGAGGAUCCUCUCUGAAUAUUUGGCUGUAUACAUCUUAAUGUUUCUUUUUUUUUCACUUUGAGAAUGCCCCUGUAUUCAAUAACUUUUCCUGCCUACUUACAGCCUGUAAAGUGAUGCUGAGAUUCGGUAGGGUUAUGUAAUGUUUAGUUUUGUUCAUUCUAAACAUGGAGCUAUAAAGUAUGCUCUAAGCAUGUGCUUCUUGGUUUCAGAAUGAGGAGCAGCUUAUGAAUUGCACAAAAUGCGCCAGGAUUCGUUAUAAAUAUUUUACCUGUAUUAUUGAUUCUCUGCUGGACCUGUAUAUUUGAAAAGCUUUCAUAAGUGGCAAUGAAUUAAAAAAAUUCCAAAACAUAGAUAUGUAUAAUUUUUGUAUGUAUUUGUAUAAUUAGAGGAAUGCAUGUACAUGUAUAGUGACUCGUUAAAGGGGAAAAUAUUCAGAAAUUUAGAAGAUGCCGAAAUUUAAGCAUAGGGAAGACUGCGAAGGUCGUGGAUUGAAACCUGCGGUAAUGAAACAGUUAAUAUCAUGUUUCAUACAACAUCAUGUACAGUGUGCUUUAAAGCACACGUAAAAUUGAAUGCGAUCAGGUGUCAUGUUGUCCAACUAAAGAUGCAUCAGAGUUACACUUCUCAUGAGAAAUCGCAGGUGCGGAUUCAUCAUUAGGUUCACUUCCCUUUUGAUGUAAGAAGUUUCGUUCGUAUAUGUACCAAUAAACGUACAAAAUGACUACAUGGCCAGAGAUAUUGGCUUGGAGACUUCGAUUUAUUUGGACGUUGGUUUGGUCUAAAUGAAAAUCUGGGCCAAAAUCUAGAUGAAAAUCUGAUGCGUGUAAUUGGCAUCAGUGGAAUAGAUACAGGUGAAAAAUAUAAAAGGAACACAUGUAUUAGCAAGGAUCAGAAAACAGUUUAAGUAUAUGUAUUGUAAUUUGAUCAUAUGGAAAACGGUGAUACUUUCCAAAAAGUCAUAUGACGUUUGCUGUUGGCCUUAAAACGUAACACAUAUUAGAUUCAAUUCAUUUUUCAUAGUUUUGCUUCGACUAGAUAAUACUGAACACCAAAAUCACCUUGGUUUUAUCAUUUUAAUAACUUGAUUGGAGAACUAUGUAGUGCAACUUGAUCAGACGCAUUCACGUUGGACUAGUUCCCUAAUCAAGUUACAAAGUCUGCCAAGAUAUUGCGCUGUAUAAAAAUAAAAUAAUAUUACAGUACUUGCACUAGCCAUACAUGUAAAAAAAAAAGGGAGAGAUCAUCAUCAAUUGCAUGGAUGCAAAUUGUUACAGUGUUCACUUUCUCCCUUCGCCCUGAUGGAUUCAAUGGCGUGUAUAAAAUGGUGAUAGUUUUAUUCAAGUGAAACAUCCUUUGUGUAUUUUAUGAAACUUAAGUCACUCGUUAUUAGAAGUGCAAUCGUGAUAAUUGUACUCAUUAUCAGUCAAAGACAGCUUUUUUUCUGGUUCGGUGUAUUCAUCAGUAUGAAACUUUCCAGGAGAAAAUAGUUUGUUCGUUUGAGGAAGCCAGUAGCGUUUACUGUGUCUUCCAUGCAAUUUGUUCCUGGCAGCAUCAAGGAUGUACCUUUUGUAAUGUUUGGAUUUUUGUCCACAGAGUCUUGCACCCAGCAUCCUGUUAUUACUGAAUCUCGUUUUAUGUACGUUUAUUGCAAUGGCUAACCCUUUUAACUAAAUUUUGAAACGACAAAUACAUUUUAUGACUUCUUAUUCACUGAUUAGUGGGUAAACGCACUUGUCAAUUUCGUGGAUAUCUAUUUGAAUUGUGGAAGAUUGCAAAAUCAAACAUCACUUUUUUAUCUUUCAUUUAAAAAUUCUAUUUCCAAAUUCAUAAUUACCAUGGACAGCUAGCAGACGUUUUUAUCGGUUUAUUGUUUUCAAGCUCACAAAGUAUGAAAUAACUGUACGAACUGUUUUGCGGAUUGAUUUAGUUACCUAACAAAGUUGUUAUCCCACAGUCCAAAAUUAUGCCUUAUACUUUUUGCAUCGUUUGUGUUGCCAUAAACCAUUUCAGUAUUUGUGGUUUGUAGCCGUUUACAUCGUAUUCACAACAAAACCCGAGUACAUGACAGUGUCAAAGACAUUAAAUUCUGAGGGAAAAUCUGUAAUGUAACAAC